Zasmidium cellare ATCC 36951 is the source of this 825-nucleotide messenger RNA. RefSeq lists its product as uncharacterized. Bases 1 to 825 code for a protein of 274 amino acids. Lineage: Eukaryota; Fungi; Ascomycota; Dothideomycetes; Mycosphaerellales; Mycosphaerellaceae. The transcript has 2 exons. The record is from RefSeq and is a predicted model, not a curated record.
AUGGCUCGUGAAAGUGACGCACCCGAAGUUGUACCUGGGGCGAGCGAUCUCAUCCCGGUCCCAAACGAGGCUGAUGGCCUACAUGCUGUGUCACAAGAAGACUACCCGCGACCGGACGAGUACUCCCGCGCACCAAGCUACUCUGCAGGACAUUUCGAUCCGCCCAGUGAGAAGAAGGGCGCUCUCGCAGAAGAAGAUACACAUAUGCUAGCAGCCGCAUCGAAACCGGGCUCAAGAAAGCGAAGGCGUCUCAUCUUGAUCAUUGCUGGAUUGGUGCUGCUUCUCCUCGCGAUUGGACUAGGAGUUGGUCUUGGUGUAGGGCUAUCACAAAACAGUAAAGACACCAACGAGCAGCAACAAUCAACCGCACCGAACUCCACAGCAACCCAGACGCCGACCUCAACGACCUCCUCCCCAGUCACAGCCGGCACAACCGGCCUGGCCCAAUAUUUCUGCACCGACUCCCAAAACACCACCUCCCCCUCCGGUACAACCUACACCCAAACCUGCGGCGAACAAUUCCAAGUCGGCCACCCCUCCUACUACAACCAAAACAUCACCAUGGAGAAUCUCGACCACACAACCGUCUACACCUUCUCCGCAUGUCUCGAGUCCUGCGAUGGCUGGAACGCCGCCAACAACCACCCAGCCUGUCGCGCCGUGACAUACUAUGCGAAUUUGACCGCGCCCGUGAAGAUGUGGGGCGGCAAUUGCUUUUUGAAGAAUGAUCGUGGUCAGGGGUAUAGGAGCGAUCCGGUGGAUUAUGAGCAUACGGUUAGUGCGUGGCAGGGGUGUUUAAAUGUUACUUGUUUUGGGACGGAUUGA